This is a messenger RNA of Thalassophryne amazonica, 3522 nucleotides long. RefSeq names its product glutaminyl-peptide cyclotransferase (gene qpct). NCBI's taxonomy places the organism in Eukaryota, Metazoa, Chordata, Actinopteri, Batrachoidiformes, Batrachoididae. Gene Ontology annotation, molecular function: glutaminyl-peptide cyclotransferase activity; zinc ion binding. The transcript has 5 exons. The record is from RefSeq and is a predicted model, not a curated record. The coding region runs from base 23 to 958 and encodes 311 amino acids.
CUCCCUCCCCUCCUUCUUUCACAUGAUCAGCAGCCCCCGCAGAGGAACGCACGCAGCCAUGACCGAGCGGCGAUACGGCGGAUCCACGACGCGCUUCUUUCUCACCGUCUGGUUGACGGUCGUCCACGGCAGUCACGGAAUCGUGUGGACGUACGAGAAGUUCCGGCACCAAGCCAUCACUCUGACCCCAGAUGAGAUCCGGAGCGCCCUGUCACACACAGACCUGGACCAGAUGUGGCAACGGGCCCUCAGGCCUCUGCUGGUGACCAGGUACCCAAGCUCUGCCGGCAGCGUCGCCGUGCAGGAGCACAUCAGAUCCACUCUGGGGUCCCUCAGCGCCGGCUGGGAGGUGACGGGGGACAGCUUUGAGUCACAAACCCCUUAUGGACCCCUGACCUUCACCAACAUCAUCGCCACCCUCGACCCCUCGGCCAGACGCCGCCUGGUCCUGGCCUGUCAUCAUGACUCCAAGUACUACCCACCACAGUGGCACGGGAGGGAGUUUCUGGGUGCCACGGACUCAGCCGUUCCCUGUGCCAUGAUCCUGGAGCUGGCACAGGCCCUGGAUGAAGAUCUGAAAGCUCAGAAGGUAAGAGGAACUGAAUUCCAUCAUCAUUCCGCUUCAUUUCCACAAAUAUACGAGUUGCACAAACAAACAGCCCACUCCCUGAACCAGCUCCUCGAUCAUCCUAACAAUGUUCAGUACUUCUGGCCCAACUUGUCCGUCAGUCCGAUUCAGGACGAUCACGUUCCGUUCCUGAACAGAGGCGUGCACACGCUGCACCUCAUCCCCACCCCCUUCCCCUCUGUGUGGCACACGUUUGAUGACGACGAGCAGCACCUGGAUCGCUCCACCAUUCAGAACCUCAACAGGAUCCUGCAGGUGUUUGUCCUGGAGUACCUGAACGUCAGACCCGCUGCACCACCUCCUCCACCACCAACACAGAACACUCUGUAAAAACCCUCAACACGAGCUUCAUCUGCUUCAGAGUUUUGCUUUAUGAGAUUCAGUCCAGCAGUGAUUCAGUUCAGUGCUGAUUCUUUAAAAUGUGUAGUUUGAUGUGUCACAUGAUUCAACUGUACAAAGUAAAAAAAAAUAAGGAAAAGGAAAGGUCAGAGGUCAGUGUCACUCCUGGUUUCCCUCAAAUUCCUGACGUCAUUGGUGUGGAGGUCGAAGUGUUUCACUGCUGAAUAUGUUCUAACAGCAUUCACAUGUUUAACUAGAACCGCAUUCAGUGGCCCCGCCCUCUUUUAUUUAACCAAAUUCCAAUUCUUAGUCCGCCCUACUGGACCAACCCUCUCCGAAAAUAUAUUCUUGUUCUUCAGACCUGGAUCAAGCGCAACAAUGGAUUGAUCCUGGUCACUUGAUCCUGAUUUUACAUUACAUUACAUUACAUUUGGCAGACGCUUUUAUCCAAAGCGACUUACAAUCGAGAACAUAAUCAUAGCAUAUAACACUUGCAGAUACAAAGAGCACAGGAAAUAUACAGAACAAUAGGUGCAAAUACCAAGUGGGGUUAGUUUUUUUUUUUAAUUUAAGUACAUUAACAUAGGGAAAAGUAGAGUAGACACACAUACACACACUCCCACAAACCCAACGCACAACAUGCCUUAGAGUCUACCCCGGGUCUGGGCUAGCUCAGUCAUCAGUGCAGUAAAUAGUCACAAAAGAGGAGAGUCUUUACUUGCUUCUUGAAGACUGAGAGAGAUGAGCCUAGUCUUGUUGCUUCUGGAAGUUUGUUCCACCACUGAGGGACAGUGACAGAGAACAGUUUUGACUGGGAUCGCUUAGAGCGAGCAGGUGGCACGGCUAGGCGGUUUGUAUUGGAGGAGCGCAGUUCUCUGGCAGGAACAUACGACCUUAGAAUGUCCUUCAGAUAAGCUGGGGCCGUUCCUGAGGUGGUUUUGUAGGCAAGGGUUAGGGCCCUGUGCUUGAUCCGGGCAGCCACCGGUAGCCAGUGCAACUCGAUAAAUAGAGGAGUAACAUGGGCCCUUUUGGGUUGAGCGAAUACCAAACACGCCGCCGCGUUCUGGACCAUCUGGAGUGGUUUUAUUGCACAACCAGGUAGACCUGCCAGGAGGGAGUUGCAAUAAUCCAGGCGGGAGAUAACCAUGGCCUGAACCAGUAGUUGUGCUGCGUGUUGGCUCAGGUAGGGUCUGAUUUUCUGUAUGUUGUACAGCACAAAUUGACAGGCCCGGGCGACUGAUGCAAUAUGGUUGGAGAAUGCCAGAUGGUCAUCGAUCAUGACGCCAAGGUUUUUGGCGACUUUGUUUGGGGCCACAGAGGCAGAGCCCAUCUUGAGGUUGAUGUUGUGACUUUUGUCAAAACACACAACAUUGUUUGUGAUUUUUAUCCUAAUUAUUCACUCUUGGUCAUAUUUCUGACCUUGGAUCAUGAAUGCUGAGCUUUGAUCCUAAUCUUUGAUCUUGGCCAAUAAAAUUAAAACCUGAUUACUGAUCUUUGAUCCUGAUCACUAAAAUUUGAUAAUGUUUCUGACCUUUUAUCCUUAUUCUGGAUCUUUAAAUGUAAAUGCAAAGCUUUGAUCCUGAGCCAUGAUUUUUUUAUCUCAAUCACUGAAAUUUGGAUCUGAAUACUGAGCUUUGAUCCUGAUCAGUAACCUCUGAUCGUGAUCACUAAAAUUUAAUCAUGUUUCUGAGUUUUUGAUCCUGAAUGUGAUUUUUAAAAGUAAAUGUAAAGUGAUCCUGAGUCCCUAUCUUUGUGCUCAGACACUGAAAUUUGAACUCGAAAACUUAUCUUUGAUCCCAAUCCCUCAAAUGCACUCACGUUUCUGACCUUUGAUCCUGAUUGCUGAUCUUUAAAUGUGAAUGUGAAGCUUUGAUCCCGAGCCCUGGUCUUUGAUCUCAAUCAUGGAAAUUUCAGCUUGAAUACUAAUCUUUGAUCCUGGUCACUAAUGUUUAUGGCUAAACUUUGAUCCUGGUUGCUGACCUCAGAAACUGAAUUCUUAUUUUUCAUCUCACCAACUGAAUUUUGAACUUGAUUGCUGACCUUUGUUCCUGAUUGCUGAAAUUCUAACCUAAAUACUGAGCUCUUAUCCAGAUCUCUGUCCUUUGAUCCUGAUUGCUGACCUUUGAUCUGGACCUCUUACCCAGUUUCACACCUAUACUGAAUGGGUUCUUCUUUGGCUCCACCUCUCCAACAGGUCUCAUUAAAGGUGUGACUUCUCUGCACCAGGUGGGAUCACUUGGUGCUUAAAGGGGUCAUACUGUGCUGAAACACCUUUUUAAAAUUUACCUUUCAAAGGCAAAAAUGAUUCACAUUCCAUGAUGAAAAUCCUCAAAAUCCAUCAAUUCUGUUUUAGCAAGAUUUAGCUUAGGAAUCGACUCAUUGUAGGCUUCUGUGACAUAUGUCACAGGAAUCCAUAUUUGAAGUCGUACUUGUUGUGUGUGACAUGCCCACGUGGUCUGUGAGAAAGAAACAUAAAGAGGAGCUGCCCUCGCUAUGGAGAGAGGGGGCGUGGCCAAAAGCAGCUCCUCAACAUUUAAAGCUACAGGCAGAUAAAU